AUGAAGAUACUCUUCUUAAUGUUUUUGAUCUCAGUCAUCCAUGCCUGGACACCUGUCCCUUUUGAUAAUAACCUUCCAAAGAUAUAUGGCAAGUGGUAUACAAAUGCCUGGAUGGGAAAUGUGAACAUUCCCGAAGAUAAGAAAAAUCAGAAAAUGCCUUCCUUCAUUAUCAAACCUAUUUCUGCAAAUAAAAUAGAGGCCAAAUUAAAUCUUAAAAAGAGUGGCCGAUGUGAAGAAAUUAAAUUAAUUCUACAGACAACAAAUGAACCUGGGAAAAUGAUCACUUGGGGAAAGCAGAUUGUUGGCUUACUGAACAUAAAAGUAAAAGACAACAUGAUUAUAUAUAUGGAAGGCAAGAUGAAUGGGAAAAACAUCAUAAUGAUGCAGCUUCUAGGUCGAAAUUCAGAUGUUAAUCCUGAAGCUUUCAAAAUAUUUGAAGAAUUUGUCAGGAGCAAAGGACAAGAUGUGGCCAAAAUCAUCAAGCCUGAAGUAGAGGCUGACUGUAUUCCAGGACGAUCAUAGGCUAAGUGGCCUUUGAGGAUUUCAAGUGAAUCUUUUAUAUAAAGGUAAAGUUGA
This is a messenger RNA of Sarcophilus harrisii (Tasmanian devil), 576 nucleotides long. Its product is annotated as lipocalin-1. The transcript has 6 exons. The record is from RefSeq and is a predicted model, not a curated record. The coding region runs from base 1 to 522 and encodes 173 amino acids. Lineage: Eukaryota; Metazoa; Chordata; Mammalia; Dasyuromorphia; Dasyuridae. Gene Ontology annotation, molecular function: small molecule binding.